Molecule: messenger RNA, 1905 nt
Organism: Quercus lobata
Lineage: Eukaryota; Viridiplantae; Streptophyta; Magnoliopsida; Fagales; Fagaceae
Product: protein BIG GRAIN 1-like B
Exons: 1
Coding region: 432-1790 (452 amino acids)
Biological process (GO): auxin-activated signaling pathway
Source: RefSeq, a predicted model, not a curated record
UCUCUCUCAAGGCGUGGCUUUUGGCUUUCAUUACUCUUUCCCUCUAUCUCUCUCUCACAUAAAAACACAAAGCUAUCAAGCACUCAUCAAUGCCCAUGCUUGUUUGCUUGCUUUCUUUCCUUCUCAUUUGCCUUCUCUUUCUCUCUCUCUGACACACACACAAACAAAGUGAAAGAACUACCAAACAUAACACAAACACUCUUUGUCUUGUAAAAUUAAUGUCUUUUAGUUCUUUCACAUACAAUCAUGCCUGCCUCCAUUAACCCCUCUCUCUUUUCUCUCUCUCUCACUCUUUGAAGUGAACAACAACAAAGAGAAAGAAAUCAUUGAAAUCAUUCACAAAACACUAUUUCCCACUCUUGUUUCCUCUCCUUUGUAGUAUUGGUAUUACUUUGUUUGCUCUAUAAAAAGGGCAACAAGCACCAAAUAUAAUGGAUAGGUGGGAUUAUAAUAAAUCUCUACGAGAAGAACAUCACCACCGACACCGUAGAGAAAACCCAUCUUUCUCUUCCACUCUUCUUGACGCUAUUUACAACUCCAUAGACGAUCAAUCCCACAACAAAGCCAAAGAAGAUCAACUCAUUUUCUACAAAGAAACAACCAUGAGAUCAAAGAAGCACACUUCCCUGCCCAAUACCAACCUCAGAAAAGCCCAACAACAAGAAGACCAAGAUGAAGAAAUGGCUAGCUUUCGAAAGACAUGCAUGAUAGAGAAGUGGAUGGAGAAGAAGAACAAGAAGAACAAAGUGAAUGAGAAGGAAAAGGUACUACUUUCACAAAACGAAAACCGUGCUUUUAUGUUGCAAAAUUCUAGCUCAAGCUCUUCUGAUUCGAGUUGUGGAGGUGGGUUUUCUUCGUCUGAGUCUGAUUCUAUGUAUGUCUCUAAUAAAUCAAGGUCUUCUUCUUCUUCAUGUUACAACACCAUGCAACAAAGGCCAGCAACAAUAAAGCCUAUUCGUACCAGUCUCUCUGAAAAGCCUCGUCAAUUUGGUGAAAGUUUUGUCUCAUCUAAUUACAAUUCAUGUUCAACUCAGAAUAGUAAGCCAAAGCAUGAGAAUGGUUUCGUCAAGACAAAGUCCAAAGCCAUGAAAAUCUACGGAGAUUUGAAGAAAGUGAAGCAGCCAAUAUCACCAGGUGGAAAGCUCGCAACUUUUCUCAACUCUCUUUUCACUAAUGCUUCAAAGAAAGCCAAAACAGUUGGAGGGUUUGAUAAAUAUGAGAGAUCAAAAUCGAAGUCUACAACUACUUCUACAUGUUCUUCUGCGUCUUCGUUUUCAAGGUCCUGUUUAAGCAAAACACCAUCUUCUUCUAGAGGGAAGUUCAGUAGCAAUAAUGGUAGUGUUGGUGGUGGUGUUGGUAAUGUGAAAAGGUCUGUGAGGUUUUGUCCAGUGAGUGUGAUUGUGGAUGAGGAUUGUAGGCCUUGUGGGCAUAAAAGUUUGCUUGAAAAUGAACCAGCAGGGCUAAUGGCUGUGUCAACCAUAAGAGAUGCUGAGAUUAAGUGUUAUGUAAUGGGUGGGAAUUAUAGGGUUGAAGAGCUGGUUGCUAAGGAUUUGAUCAAGAAUUAUCAGAAAGAGAAGGAAAUGAGAGAUUGUGUUAUUCAAGAUGCUAAUAUUGGAGAUUUUGAUGAUGAAGAUGAUGAUGAUGAUGCAGCAAGUUAUUCAAGUUCUGAUCUGUUUGAAUUGGAUAAUCUUUCUGCCAUUGGGAUUGAGAGGUAUCGUGAAGAAUUGCCUGUGUAUGAGACAACACAUUUCAAUACUAAUAGAGCCAUUGCUAAUGGCUUAAUUCUGUAAUUUCCAAAGAAUUUGGAACUUUUUUUUUUCUUUUUUUUCUUUUUUUAGCCUUUUUAAUAUCAAUGGUUUGGGGGUUUACUUGAGAUAAUAAUAUUUAUCUUGUUGUAUUAUGAAA